GUACCCCAAUGAGUUUGAAAGUACACGUAUUAUUGGAGAAAGACAAUUCAGGAAAGCAGUGGAACUUUUCAAUGGAGCAUCUGAAACGUUAAAUGGGGAAAUUGAUUUUCGCCAUACAUAUGUUGAUUUUUCUAAACUUAAUGUAACAAUUCCAAAAGAAAGUGGAGGUACUGUGGUUGUAAAAACAUGUCCUGCAUCAAUGGGGUUUGCAUUCGCUGCCGGUACAACUGAUGGACCCGGCGCUUUUGAUUUCAAACAAGGGGAUGAUAAGGGUAAUCCAUUUUGGAAACUCGUCCGCAACUUGCUUAAAACUCCAAACAAGGAACAAGUGGACUGUCAACAUCCAAAGCCUAUUCUGCUUGAUACUGGGGAAAUGAAACAACCUUAUGAUUGGGCGCCUUCUAUACUUCCAGUUCAGAUUCUGAGGAUAGGGCAGCUUGUUAUUCUUAGUGUGCCUGGAGAGUUCACCACAAUGGCUGGGAGACGACUGAGAGAUGCUGUGAAAGAAGCUUUAACGAGUGAAGGUAGCAAAAAGUUUGGUAGCAAUAUACAUGUAGUCAUAGCUGGCCUGACAAAUACAUAUUCACAGUAUGUGACAACAUUCGAAGAGUACCAGAUACAGAGAUAUGAGGGCGCCUCCACUCUGUAUGGCCCACACACUCUCAGUGGCUACAUACAGGAAUUCAAGAAGCUUGCAUCAGCCCUCGUCAGCGGCCAGCCUGUUGAGCCGGGCCCACAACCCCCCGAUCUCUUAGACAAGCAGAUCAGCCUUCUCAGCCCAGUCGUGAUGGAUGCAACUCCAAUCGGCGUGAAUUUCGGUGAUGUCAGCUUAGACGUGCCCCAAAAUUCAACCUUCAAAAGAGGCGAAAAUGUGACCGUCGUUUUCUGGUCAGCCUGCCCGAGGAAUGACCUCAUGACUGAAGGCACGUUUGCAUUGGUGGAGAUUUUCAAAAAGAAGGACACUUGGCUGCCCGUUUAUGAUGACGAUGAUUUUUGCCUUCGGUUUAAGUGGUGGAGACCUUCGAAACUCAGUGCCAGGAGCUAUGCAGCGAUCGAGUGGCUAAUACCAAGAGAAGCUGAGCUGGGUAUUUACAGAAUUAGGCAUUUUGGUGCUGCGAAGCACCUUUUGGGACCGAUUAAGCAUUUUAAAGGUUCGUCUAGUGCUUUUGUGGUGGCAUGA
Striga hermonthica is the source of this 1180-nucleotide messenger RNA. NCBI's taxonomy places the organism in Eukaryota, Viridiplantae, Streptophyta, Magnoliopsida, Lamiales, Orobanchaceae. The record is from the annotation of a GenBank genome assembly.